Messenger RNA from Rhagoletis pomonella (apple maggot), 1315 nucleotides. RefSeq lists its product as uncharacterized. The transcript is spliced from 3 exons. Lineage: Eukaryota; Metazoa; Arthropoda; Insecta; Diptera; Tephritidae. Bases 1 to 1062 code for a protein of 353 amino acids. The record is from RefSeq and is a predicted model, not a curated record.
AUGGUGAAACCGGGCCAAGCUCUCGCAAAAACGAAGGAAAGUGGCGGUGGGGUUGCUCAAAGGAGUCCACCCCGGGAAACUCCUGGCACCAGUGGACGCCAACCUGGCAUGCAGAUUGCAGCCGGGGAUGAGGCUGAAUCUGGGGCGCAGGCCCCGGGCGGUCCUCCCGUGACACCCACCGCCUUCACGAGGCCUGACCAGAGGCCAGAACCAGCUGCAGCGGGCUAUCGGCAGAGGAAGCUGGCUGCUCGAAUCCUGCAAAGGUUCACCGCAACGCCUGACCUGUGUAGCAAGGCGAAAGAAGAGCAUGUGAAGGAGAUCCUCACAGAAAUCGACUGGGCAAAGGCAGUCCUGCCCGACUACCGCAAGCCGGAGGAGAAGCAGCCGCAGGCGCCCUCCAAAUCCGGGACUUCCGCCAACCUGGGAGCGGGGUGGUUCCAAAAUAACAUCCGCGUUAUAGCAUGCGAGGAUGCUAGAUCAGCGGAGAUCUACAAGAAAACAGUCGCAGGUAUUGGAGAAGUCUACCCUGGUGCGAAGCUCAGGGCGGUCGACUUCAAGGACCUACCGGUGCGACCGAGAGCGGGAGCAUGGUUGCCUUGCAGGCCAGCGGAGCCAGAAAGGAUCGUCCAAACCAUAAGGCUCUAUAACCCGGAGCUACCUACCGAUAAUUGGAAGGUGGUAAAAAUCAACGAAAGCGGUAAAGCGACGUUGCAGGUUGUCCUGCUUCUAAAUAAGGACUCCAUAGAGUUGUUGGAGCAAAAGAGCGGGGUCAUACGUUACGGCAGUGACAUGGCCAAAAUUAAGGUCUACAGCAACGACGUAAACGCAGCGAAGAACCUGAUCGCGGAGGUAGAGCCGGAAGAGGCCAACAGCGACGUGGAGAUGGAGGAAGAAUCCGAGCAGGUUGAUCCGAUGGACGACCUGACCGGGGGUUAUGCCUCAUCGACGUCUUCGCUGGGGGUCGGACGCAUGCUUCGGCUUUAUACGGAGGAGGAGUUGAUCGAGAUGUCGGAAGACGCGGUCAACUCCACCCUAAUAGGCGACGUGGGCGAUAACGGCUAAGAUGGUGAAGGUACUGCAGAUUAACCUUCACCACUGUAAAGCAGCUUCAGCUGCACUGCUGCUCCAUCUAACAGCUAAAGGGGCAGCCGACAUCGUCCUAAUCCAAGAACCUUGGGUGGUGGGACAAAACAUUUGUGGGCUGAAAGCGCCGGGCUACAGACUGCGACGAGGACACAACAGCGGUCAGUCUAAGUGCAAACGGACGACCAAUUAAGAUGGCAUCCAUGUACCUAGCGCAUGACAAGGAGGUGCC